AUGCACCGGGUUGGAAGUGCCGGGAGUAAUGGCGGUUCUGUCCGCACUCGCAAAGAGAAAAAGCUUACAUAUGUGUUAAAUGAUGCCAACGACACUAAGCAUUGUGCUGGCAUUAAUUGCUUGGAUGUCUUGAAGUCGUCUGUUUCUAGUGAUCAGAGUUACCUCUUCACUGGAAGCCGUGAUGGUACACUCAAGAGAUGGGCAUUUGACGAGGAUGCAACUUUUUGCUCCGCUACGUUUGAGUCUCAUGUUGAUUGGGUGAAUGACGCUGCUUUGGCUGGUGAAAGCACUCUUGUUUCUUGUUCUUCAGACACUACGGUUAAGACAUGGGACGGCUUAUCAGAUGGAGUCUGUACAAGAACUCUCCGGCAGCACUCUGACUAUGUUACUUGUUUGGCAGUUGCGGCAAAAAAUAGCAAUGUUGUUGCCUCUGGUGGCCUUGGCGGGGAGGUUUUUAUAUGGGAUAUCGAAGCUGCUUUGUCACCAGUUACGAAACCUAAUGAUACAAUGGAAGAUAGUUCUCCUUCAAAUGGUGCAAAUGGUCCCGGGAAUCUACCUGUUGCAAGUUUAAGAACUGUUGGUUCGAGUAACAAUAUUUCUGUGCAGUCAUCACCAUCCCAUGGGUACACUCCAACAAUUGCCAAAGGCCAUAAGGAGUCCGUCUAUGCUUUGGCCAUGAAUGAUACUGGGACGAUGCUCGUCUCUGGUGGAACAGAGAAGGUUUUACGUGUCUGGGACCCUAGAACUGGUUCAAAAACUAUGAAGCUGAGGGGCCAUACAGAUAAUGUCAGAGUGCUGCUUUUGGACUCGACUGGCAGGUUUUGCUUGUCUGGGUCCUCUGAUUCUAUGAUAAGACUCUGGGAUCUAGGUCAGCAGCGCUGUCUACAUACUUAUGCGGUGCAUACAGAUUCUGUUUGGGCGCUUGCAUGCACCCCGUCGUUUAGUCAUGUAUACAGUGGUGGAAGAGACCAAUGUUUAUACUUGACAGACUUGGCAACAAGAGAGAGCGUUUUGCUGUGCACUAAAGAACAUCCGAUUCAGCAAUUAGCGUUGCAAGAUGAUAGUAUAUGGGUUGCAACAACAGACUCCUCUGUAGAGAGAUGGCCUGCCGAAGUACAGAGUCCUCAAAAGGUCUUUCAAAGAGGUGGCUCUUUCUUGGCUGGGAAUUUAUCUUUUAAUAGGGCGAGGGUGUCCUUGGAAGGACUAAAUCCACCCCCUGCCUACAAGGAGCCGUCAAUAACUGUUCCAGGAACUCACCCGAUUGUGCAACAUGAGAUUUUGAACAAUAAAAGGCAAAUUUUAACCAAGGACGCAGCUGGUGCAGUGAAAUUAUGGGAUAUUACCAGGGGUGUUGUGGUAGAGGACUAUGGGAAGAUUUCGUUUGAAGAGAAGAAAGAAGAACUGUUUGAGAUGGUAAGCAUCCCAUCAUGGUUCACUGUGGAUACACGACUUGGAUGCUUAUCCUUACAUUUAGAGACACCGCAAUGCUUCUCUGCUGAAAUGUAUUCAGCAGACCUUAAAGUGUCCGGGCGACCUGAAGAUGAUAAGAUUAAUCUAGCUCGCGAAACUCUGAAAGGUCUGCUUGGUCAUUGGCUGGCAAAGAAGAAGCACAAACCCAAACCCCAAGCUCUUGCCUCUGGAGAUAUUCUAUCGGUGAAAGAUACCAAAAAAAAUCUGUCUGCAUCCAAAAGUGAAGACAGUAGUGCGGCGAAUGAUCCGGUGUAUCCUCCAUUUGAGUUUCCUUCUGUUUCUCCCCCUUCCAUUAUUACGGAGGGUUCUCAAGGAGGCCCAUGGAGGAAGAAGAUAACCGAGUUUACCGGAACUGAAGAUGAGAAGGACUUCCCAUUGUGGUGCCUAGACGCCGUAUUGAACAAUCGCCUUCCCCCUAGAGAAAAUACAAAAUUAAGCUUCUUCCUGCAUCCUUGUGAAGGCUCAAAUGUGCAGGUGGUCACACUAGGGAAACUUAGUGCACCCCGGAUCUUAAGAGUUCACAAGGUUACCAAUUACGUUGUGGAGAAGAUGGUCCUUGACAACCUUGACAAUCCGUUGGAUAGUCUAGCUAUUGAUGGAGCAGGUGUUUCAGGAGGACCACAGCAACUGUUUGCAGGAAAUGGACUGCUGCAGUCGGGAUCAAAGCCUUGGCAGAAACUCAGACCUUCCAUUGAGAUCAUAUGCAAUAACCAGGCAAGUCAAGCUUCAACAAUUUUCGACGUCUUAUCUCCAGAGAUGAGUUUGGCAACUGUACGGGCAUAUAUAUGGAAGAAACCUGAGGAUCUAAUUCUCAACUACAGGGUCCCUAUAGCUAGAUAA
This is a messenger RNA of Thlaspi arvense, 2310 nucleotides long. The record is from the annotation of a GenBank genome assembly. Lineage: Eukaryota; Viridiplantae; Streptophyta; Magnoliopsida; Brassicales; Brassicaceae.